Molecule: messenger RNA, 3997 nt
Organism: Pseudoliparis swirei
Lineage: Eukaryota; Metazoa; Chordata; Actinopteri; Perciformes; Liparidae
Exons: 4
Coding region: 181-609 (142 amino acids)
Source: RefSeq, a predicted model, not a curated record
CGGCGGAGGAAGAGGAGGCGCAGCACGGGAGCUGCUGUCUGAGUUUCUCCAGGGGAGCAACACGGGCACGCGCGAGCGUGGAAGGGGGACGAGGGGUAAAGUUGAUGAAGAGGAGAAGAAGAAGAUGUGCUUCAGUUGAUAUAACCGCGACUUCCGAUCAGCCCUGUGGCCGCCGCGGUCAUGCCGCCCCCCCGCGGCGCGCUGCUGUGUCUGGGCAUCGUGCUGAUGGUCGCCGCGGGGCUCGUGGCCCUCGGCUUCGGGCUCGCGCACCAGUCCGCCCCGCUGUUCGCCCUCGGCAUGUUCCUGGGCAUGGGGGGCGUGGCCCUGCUGGUCAGCGGCAUCUGCAUGGCGAUGAGGAACCUGCAGGUGGUGGUGCCCGGACACUCCCUCCUGCACCCGCGCACGGGCACGCGCUUCAGCCCGCAGCAGGCCCUGGCUAUACAGAGGAGGUUGGACCGAAUUCGCCGCGAGAUGUCGGAGGACUCCGUCAGCCGGGCCCCGGAGCCCGAGCCCCCCCCCCUCCCGUCCACCCCGCCGCCCUGGACCAUGGAGCCGCCGCCGUCCUACGACACCGUGAUGAAGAGCCAGGAGCACGGCGAGCAGCUCUGACUGCUCGCUCCUCGCAUCAGUGCCUUUCUCUUUCUUUCUUUUGCUUCGGUCUCUCAGCCGGACUCCUUACGACGCCUUGAGGGCCCCGGGCCCCGACAACAAGCCGAGAGACUGCAGCCGGCUAGAGCCUCGGUCCGUGUUCAGGAGAGGAGGCGGAGCGACGCCACUAAACCAGCAUGAUGUCACUUUUACAACCGGGUCAAGGGAAUCGAGUCGACGGCGUUCGGCCCGGGGACGCCCGACAGCCUUAAACGACCAAAUCCAUCUUGAAUGUUUUUGACGUGCAUUAAAGAGUUUUUAAAAAAGUUUUUUUUAGCCCUUCCGCUCACAUGGAGGAGGGCGUGGUUCAUAAACCUGCCACCAGGGGGCGAUCAAGAGAAUCCUCCCUUCGUGCCGAAAAAUGCAUUCGUAGACAAAUAGAGUUUUUUUUGUUGUUCUUCCGAUCACAUGACCGAGGACUGGGAGGCGGGGGGGGGGGAGAGGGGGGGUCAAAGGUCACGCCGGCGCUCUUUUCCAUCUUACAUAUUUGCUCAUUGACUCGCUUGCGAAUAACGUAAAGUGCCUUACUAACCCCGGCUCUGCACCCCGUGUUUCUUUAGCCACGCCCCCCCCACCCCCCCGUGACCAUAAACCUGUUGAUUCACAGCUGGCUGGCUCCGAGAAACUAUGGAUUUCUUCUUCUCUGGGUUUAGAGUGUGUGUUGUGUUUCAGUCGCCGAGGCUCCUUCGACUGCCAGCAGCUUGAGGCAAGGUCAUUUUGGCUCCUGAGAAAAGUCGAGAGGAUGUGGUGUUUGCAGCAAGGUAGUGUCACACACACACACACACACACACACACACACACACACACACACACACACACACACACACACACACACACACACACACACACACACACACACACACACACACACACACACACACACACACACACACACACACACACUUAUUGAUCCCAUGUGGUUCCUCUAACGAGCCUCCAGCUGUGCAGCGUGUCUUUAGGGAAGUCAGAUCCUCACGAAUAAAACGCGCUGAUUUCCUUACAGUACGUGAUGUAAUAGUGUCGCUAUGGCAGCAGAGGGGGGGGGGGGGGGGGGGCAUGAGGAACGAAAGAAUUGGAGAGAGAGGUGGAGGCUGAGUUGGUUCCCGAGAUCGUGGACCAGCCGGAGGAGAAAAAAAUAGUUUUAAAAGUAUUUGUAAAGAAACGACGAGGACGAAUCUUGAGAACCAGAAUUCUAUCUCCUCCUCCUCCUCCUCCUCCUCCUCCUCCUCCUCCUCCUCCUCCUCCUCCUCCUCCUCCUCCCCCCACUUUUGAUUGAAUUUGUUUAGGCAUGCCGAGGCUCUGCUUCCUCCCGAAGCCCUGAUGAGCUACAGCUGUCCCACACUGCACCUGGUCUGAAGGGGGGGGGGGGGGGGGUUGUGGUUUAUUUUAUUUUUUUACAGCAAAUUACUGUGAUGUUUGUAUCAUUGUGUAUUAAUAAAGUUAAAUGUGUGUUGCAUGUGUAUUCCACAAGGUGGCAGUGUUUACUGAAUGAAACGUACUGUGCGUGUGUGCGUGUGUGUUCAGGGCACCGGGAGACACGGCAUUGACCUACAUUAAUUCCAUUAAGGCACAUUUUUAGCCCCAUAAUGAGAUUCCAGGGGUCCUCUGGGGACCCGAGCUGUAUUUAUACUGGCGGCUCGAGCCUCCACAGAUGACGAGCGCAUGCGCGCGCACACACACUAAAAGGCGCGAACAGAACUCAGAGCGACCGUUAACGGCAAAACGCCGAGAAUCCGCCUCCCAAAUGUAAGAUUAAUAAACGAAGGUUAAAAUCAUGUAAACAAGUAACAUCUUUAUUUAAAAGACCUUCGUAAACCUCGAGAGCUUUUCUAAAGGGACCCUGGUGCUCAGACACUACCGCUUUCGUCCACAGGGGGCGCCAGACUACACUGAAUGGACGUUCCUCUCGUACUCAUAUCUUCCCCUUUUAAUCUCUAUUAUUAUAAAUAUAGAUUAUAAUUCAUUACAAGAAAUCAGGUGUUCAAAUAUAUGUAGGCCUACAUUGUUAAUGUGGUAAAUGACUAUUCUAGGUGGAAACGUCUGGUUUCUAAUGAAAUAUCUCCAGAGGUGUAUAGAGGCCCAUUUCCAGCAACUAUCACUCCAGUGUUCUAAUGGUACAUUGUGUUGGCUAAUCGCCUUAGAAGACUAAUGGAUGAUUAGAAAACCCUUGAAAACCCUUGAGCAAUUAUGUUAGCACAGCUGAAAACUGUUUUGCUGAUGAGAGAAGCUAUAAAACUGGCCUUCCUUUGAGCUAGUUGAUUAUCUGGAGCAUCACAUUUGUGGGUUCGAUAAGACUCUCAAAAUGGCCAGGAAAAAAGAAGUUUCAUGUGAAACUCGUCAGUCUAUUCUUGUUCUUAGAAAUGAAGGCUAUUCCAUGCGAGAAAUUGCAAAGAAACUGAAAAUGUUCUCCAGCGGUGUGUACUACUCCCUUCAGAGAACAGCACAAACGGGCUCUAACCAGAGCAGAAAGAGAAGUGGGAGGCCCCGGUGCACAACUCAGCAAGAAGACAAGUACAUUAGAGUCUCUAGUUUGAGAAAUAGACGCCUCACAGGUCCUCAACUGGCAGCUUCUUUAAAUGGUACCCGCAAAACGCCAGUGUCAACGUCGACAGUGAAGAGGCGACUCCGGGAUGCUGGCCUUCUAGGCAGAGUGGCAAAGAAAAAGCCAUAUCUGAGACUGGCCAAUCAAAAGAAAAGAUUGGUAUGGGCAAAAGAACACAGGCAUUGGACAGAGGAAGAUUGGAAAAAGGUGUUCUGGACAGAUGAAUCCAAGUUUGAGGUGUUUGGAUCACACAGAAGAACAUUUGUGAGACGCAGAACAGGUGAAAAGAUGCUGGAAGAGUGCAUGACACCAUCUGUCAAGCAUGGUGGAGGUCAUGUGAUGGUCUGGGGCUGCUUUGGUGCUGGUAAAGUGGGAGAUUUGUACCAGGUAAAAGGGAUUUUAAAUAAGGAAGGCUAUCACUCCAGCGCUUGAUUGGAGCCAAUUUCCUCCUCCAACAGGACAAUGACCCAAAGCACACCUCCACAUUGUGCAAGAACUCUUGAGGGAAGAAGCAGGCAGCUUGCUGUCUGUAAUGGAGUGGCCAGUCACCAGAUCUCAACCCAUUGAGCUGUUGUGGGAGCAGCUUGACCGUAUGGUCCUCAAGAAGUGCCCAUCAAGCCAAUCCAACUUGUGGAGGUGCUUCAGGAAGCGUGGGGUGACAUUUCAACAGAUUACCUCAACAAAUUAACAGCUAGAAUGCCAAAGGUCUGCAAUGCUGGAAUUGCUGCAAAAGGAGCAUUCUUUGACAAAAGCAAAGUUUGAAGAAAAAAAUUAAUACUUCAAAUACAAAUCAUUAUUUCUAACCUU